Messenger RNA from Frankliniella occidentalis (western flower thrips), 1511 nucleotides. Its product is annotated as annexin B9. The record is from RefSeq and is a predicted model, not a curated record. NCBI's taxonomy places the organism in Eukaryota, Metazoa, Arthropoda, Insecta, Thysanoptera, Thripidae. Gene Ontology annotation, cellular component: cytoplasm. Gene Ontology annotation, molecular function: calcium-dependent phospholipid binding; calcium ion binding. The coding region runs from base 146 to 1111 and encodes 321 amino acids. The transcript has 6 exons.
CUCCCACAGUCCGGCUACUAGUUCAGUCCCACCAGCAGCGCCAGCAAGAAGUAGUAGUUACCCCCUAGUGUCGGUGACUGGACUUGACACCUUCUGCUUCUCCGUUUUGCAGGCACUUCCCGUCCAGGACAUCCCAGCCGUGACCAUGAGCGCCUACUACCCCACCCAGUGCACCCCCACCGUGUACCCGGCCGACCCCUUCGACGCCCAGGCCGACGCCGAGACGCUCCGCGCCGCCAUGAAGGGCUUCGGCACGGACGAGAAGGCCAUCACGGACGUCCUGGGGCGGCGCUCCAUCGUCCAGCGCCUGGAGAUCGCGGAGGCGUUCAAGACCAUGUACGGCAAGGACUUGAUCAAGGAGAUUAAGAGCGAGGUUAGCGGCAACUACGAGACGGCGCUGGUGGCCCUGCUCACGCCGCUGCCCAACUACUACGCCAGCGAGCUGCACCACGCCAUCUCCGGCCUCGGCACGGACGAGCAGGCGCUCGUCGAGGUGCUCUGCACGCUCAGCAACUACGGCGUCCGGACGGUGGCGCAGGUGUACGAGAACAUGUACGAGAAGUCGCUGGAGAAGGACCUGAAAGGUGACACCUCCGGCAACUUCAAGAGGCUCCUGGUCUCCCUGUGUACCGCGAACCGUGAUGAGAACGCUGAAAUCGACCCGGCCGCCGCCCUGGCCGACGCGGAGGCUCUGCUCAACGCCGGCGAGAACCAGUGGGGCACCGACGAGUCCACGUUCAACAUGAUCCUGGUCUCGCGCAGCUACGCGCACCUGCGCCAGGUGUUCAAGGAGUACGAGCGGCUGGCCGACCACGACAUCGAGAAGGCCAUCAAGCGCGAGUUCGCCGGCUCCAUGGAGGACGGCUUCCUCUCCAUCGUCAAGUGCGUCAAGGACAAGACCGCCUACUUCGCCGAGCGCCUGCACGACGCCAUGGCCGGGGCCGGCACCAACGACCGCACCUUGAUCCGUAUCAUCGUCGCCCGCUCCGAGAUCGACCUGGGCGACGUCAAGGAGGCCUACAUGCGCCUGUACGACAAGGCCCUGGAGGACCGCAUCGAGUCCGACUGCUCUGGCGAUUACAAGAAGCUCCUCAUCACGCUUGUGGCGUAGAUGAUGAUGAUUUCCUUUCUCUUUGCACCUCCCAUGGGGAUGGGUGGAUGGAUUAGGGGGUUGAAAAGCUUUAAGAAUAGAAACUAUCGGGGCACUUAAUUGGGGAUCUGUUUCUGGAGUUUUGCUUCUCGUGGUUUUGCUACCCCGCACUUAUCAGAUUUGGCUAGUGCAUUAAAUGUACCUGUAUCCAAGAGACUUCAUUCCAUUUCCUUUUUUGCUAUGUGAAAAUCUUUGCCCCAUACGUACUGGUCUCUGGUCUUAUUUAUUUAGUGCAGAAAGUUAACUGUUGGGAGGUGUGUCAAUUUUAAUUUAUACAAAAUCUGACUUUUAUCUUUCAUACCGAUCAACGUUUUAUGUUUAAAUAAUUUUCAGGACACUAAGGUGGCACAAUUUUAUGAUU